AUGGAUUAUUAUGCGACGAAGAGGAAGCAACUUCAAUCACUCUGUAAACAGCACGGAAUUCCUGCAAAUUUAAGGAACACUGAAAUGGCCCAUAAGCUUACUUUGCUUCUCAAGGAAGAUGAAAAACUCAGUGAGCCAGUCUGUAAAAAUUUAGAAGAAAAUGAAGGGGGAAUUGAUUCUGAGGUUGAGACAAAGAAGGUGAAGAAAGUAAAGUUCAGUCCAGAAAAUCAAACGUUUUACUUUGUGGGUACGGAUAAUGACUCAAACUCAGAUUGUGAUUACAAUCCAAAGAAGAAACAGGGGAGAAAGAGGAAGUCCAUGGUUGUUAAGAAGGUUCAGGUUUUUGAAAUUUCCAGAGGACUCGAACACUCUCACAAAAUUAUUGACUCCCCAGGUAGAGUUACAAGGUCCAGAGCACAAAAAAUGGAUGAAGGCAAUGCAGAAGCAGUUUUUUCACCUCUUCCUGGGAAGAAGAAAUUGACAAAUCGAGUGAAAAAGGUUGAUAGCUGUGAUAAGCCUCCUCCGGAGGUUGAGUUAAUUGAGAGAGUGGAUAGUAAUGCGGAACAUGCUAAUUCGAAUGGAGGGUUGAUUCAAAGGCAGUUGAGAAGCAGGGUGGUGGUGAGUGGUGAUGGUGGAAAUUCACUGGUUUUGAGGAAGAAUCUAGUGCCAAGGGGUUCAAAGAAACCCAAACAAAAUAAAGGAAAUGUCACAAAGGUUGAAGGCUCAAGUGUUCUGAGUGAAAAAUUGGGGAAAACUGAUCUUGGUGGUAGUAGGAUCACACGGUCUCGGACUCAGGUUGGAGGGAAUAGUUCUGGAGUUGAAAGUAAAACAGAUAUUCUCGAAGUUCAGGAAAAAGGACAAGAAGUGCUUCAACUUGAAGAAACCUGUAAGGGCCUAGAUAGAAAGCAUUUGAGGCGGAAGUCUGCUGUACCUCUGAAGAGGAGUCUGGAAGGUGACAACCUUGCUAAUGAAGCUGUUGUACCUGGGAAGACCCUGAGGAGGUCAAAACGAAAUUUAGCCAGGGACAGAGACUCUGCAAGUGGGCCAUUGGCAGAAACCAAACUUGUUGGUAGGAGCGAAAAGUCUAAAACCAAGUUUAUGGGAAAACCUUCGGGCCAAGAAGAAUGUGAACUUGAAGAACCAUCAAAGGACGGGCAGAAAAUUCCUGUGUUCCAGAAGGGCAAGGAACUGGCGAAAGGUGAUACUAGAAAAAGACCAAGGAAUAUAGAUUUGGAAAGAGCUUCCAAAGUUGAGUCAAGUGUAGAAAGAAUGGAAGAAAAUGUUGCUCUCCUACCCAAUGGUCCUUUAAGGAGAUCCAGACGCAUAACUACAUUGUUUUCCUCUGCUGCUCAUGAUGAUAGGGAGUUUAGAAUUUGUGAAGCUGCUGGAACUGUGAAGCAAUCAACAGCUGCUGGAACAGUGAAGCAACCAGUUCCUGACAAGGGUACCAAUGUGUCUCAAUCUCUAAGGCGUUCUAGUCGGAAUGCUUGUGAAAAGAUACUAACAGAAGCCACUGGGGACAUGUGUGGAAUUGCCAAUGGUGUUAAAAAGGAUGGUCUUGUGAAGCAAAUACAAGAGCCAACAUAUGAGAAGGAAAGUUCAUUAAUUGUGCAUGAUUCUUUAAAUAAAAGCCCACAAAGACGAUCCUCACGUAUUUUGUCCAAAAGUGGCUUGGUUGCACCUACAGGACGCACUGGUAUAGCUGCUGGAAAGAACAAAAAGAGUGAAUCUAGGAUGCCAAUUAUAAAGGAAAAGGUCUCGUUUGCUAAAAUCAAUUCACCCCUUGAAGAAAAUCCGAGUAUAGAUAUUAGAUUGAAUAUUCCAGAAGCUUCAGGAAAUGGGAACAAUACUGAUUCUUUCUGCAGCAAAGGUCUGGAAAGGUCAAGCAAGCAGAGGAAGGGAUCAAGCAAACAGAGGAAAGGAUCAAGCAAGCAGAGGAAGGGAUCAAGCAAGAAGAGGGAAUCUGCUGGAAGGGGUCAGCCUGUUUAUGAUGAAGUAUCUACUGCAUAUUCUAUCAUGGAGAAGGCCAUGGACAUUUCAGGUCAUCUGAAGGACAAUCAGAUCUCAGAAUCAAUGAAGUUUCAAGGUAUAUCUACAGUGCAGAAGCCACAGAAUGUGACAGAACCCCUGACUAACGAGAUGGAAAAUAGCAUCCCGGAUAACACUACUGCAUGUGAUAUGGAUUAUCAUUCUUAUCUGUCUUUGAACAAAGGUCAUACUGGCCAUGCUAUUGCAGUUGAACAAAACCCAGUAGAAUGUCCAGAUAAGUUCGGCAAUGUCGUUUCUUCCAAAGUUACCUGUCCAAGUGAUGGCCACUCACCUACCUAUCAACCAGACUGUGAAGGUGAAUGUUCCAACCUGUUGGACUUGAAAAAUGGAUUGGAAACAGAUGAGUCAUUAACUGUUAAAACCUCAAACCAAAGGAUUGAUGUGGUGGAUGAUCAGUUAGAAGGUGGUAGCAAAGUUAGUGUUCCUGAGGAUCAAAACUUAGUUCAAUUGGAUGCUAGUGGGAUUGAUCAACCAGUACUUGUAGAACAAGUUCUUGAGGAUCAUCUAACUGAACUUGGUGAAAAUAAGGAGUCAGACAGCAAUAAUGCAAAGUCCUCUGAAUUAGUAGAAGAAAUAUGUGCUUUCAGUUCUUGUGACAGAGAAGAAACGGUUCAGGUUGAUGUAGGUUCUACUGCUGAAACUAGUGCAGAGACAGAUGGAGACAUCCAUCUGGGUAGAAUUGUUCUCAGUGAUACUGCUGUAACUCUGUCCAAAUCUUCACUAGUAAAGGAAGCUACUGAUUCUUGCUGCAGCAAAGAAGCUGUUGAAAAAUCAAGCAAUAAGUGGGAAUCUGCUGCAAUGGAUCAGCUAUCAAAGUAUAAUAAUUUACAAGGUAUAUUUACAGUCCAAAACGCACAGAAUGUAAUGGAGCCCGUGACUAACGUGAUGGAAAAUGUUAUGGUAGAUAGUGGAUUGAAUGUCCCAGAGAACGCUACUGUACGUGAUAUGGAAGAUAAUUACUAUCCGUCUUUGGACAGAGGUGAUAGUGGUCAUAUUAUUGCAGUUGAACAAACCUCGGAAGAAUGUUUGGAUAAGCUCAGCAAUGUCGGUUUUUCCAGAUUGACCUGUCUAGGUGAUGGUCACUCACCUACCUGUCAACCAGGUUGUGAAGGUGAAUGUACCAACCUGUUGGACUUGAAAGGACUGGAGACAGAUGAGUCAUGGACUGUUAAGACGUCACACCAAAGAAGUGAUGUGGUGGAUGACCAGUUAGAAGACGGUAGCAAAGCUAGUGUUCCUGAGGAUCAUAACUUAGUUCAAUUGGAUGCUAGAGGGAUUAAUCAACCAGUACUAGUUGAGCCAGUUGUUGAGGAUCAUCUAACUGAACGUGAUGAGAAUAACGAGUCAGACAGAAAUACAGCGAAAUCCUCUGAAGUAGUAGAAGAAACUAGCGAAGAGACAGUUGGAGAUAUCCAUCUGGAUAGAAUUGUACCCAGUGAUACUGCUGUAACUCCGCCCAAAUCUUCACUACUAAAGCAAGAAGGAGAUCAACUUGAAAAUCAAUUCAAAUCACCAGUUGAAGGCGGAAGUAUUUGUGAAAUAGAUGAGCCCUUGUUAUAUGGAAGCAAAAGCCAAAAUUUAUCCUUUGAUGAGGUUGAUUAUCUGGAAGACGACACAGUGGCAGCAAGUAAAAUUGAAAGUUCUGUGGGUGCCAUCGUCGUUGAAACAGAGUCAAUAUCUCUUUCUGAUUGUGCUUUGGCAAAAAUGCAACAUAGAAAUGAGAACAUUCGUAAAGAAGUUACUUCAGAGAUGAAGAGACAUCCUUCCAUUGCUUCAGAUGACAGUAUGCACAUGGAUGGCAAUGCUGAUAUGGAUGAUAAUGUUGGAACACUGGAUGGUGGUAUGAAUUCUCUAAAUGUGAGUUCAAAAACUGAGAUAAGUUCGGACAAUAUUGGUGAUUUCUUAGUCAGAGAUGAGCUGACUGAUCUGAGUUGCUGUGAUCAUGGCAUUAUUUUGGGCAAUGCUGGUGUGAGUAAUAGCGUGGCACAAAGCAUACCUGGCUUGGCUGACACAGAUGGAAUAGUUGGAACUGAAAGUAUUACACAAGUCAAACUAUGUGCUGAUAACUCUUGUGCCAAACCUCAAAUGUAUUCAGGAAAUCUAAGUGGAUUAAAUGAGAUUGAGGGUAAAAAAAACAAUGCCAAAGAAAAGGAGAUGACCUAUGAGGAUAGAGGUACAAUUCCUCUUUUAGGUUGGAAACUUGUCGUAUUGAGAAGUUUAUAUGUUCAUGUGCUUCUUGUUUAUUCUUAUCACUUGAUAUGGAGAUCAACUGAAGAUAAAUUCAAAUCACCAGUUGAAGGCAGAAAUAUUCAUGAAAGAAAUCAGGCCUUGUUACAUGGAAGCAAAAAUCAGAAUUUAUACUUCGAAGAGGUCAAUAUUUUGGAAAAGCACACAGUUGCAGCAAAUAACACUGAAAGUUCUAUGGAUGCCGUGGUGAACGAAACAGAGUCGCGGUCCCUUUCUGAUUUUUCUUUGGCAAAAAUGCGGCGUGGAAAUGAGAACAAAUCCCCAGAUCCUUCAACUAUGGUGGUGUCAGUAGACAGUGAAGUUCAAGAGAGAGCACUAAACAAUGUUAUGCAAUCUGUCCUCCUACUGGAUCAAGUGAAGUAUGGUGAUCCUGGCAUACAUAAGGAAGUAUCUUUACAGAUGAAGAGACAUCCUUCCAUUGCUUCAGUUGAUAGUAUGCACACGGAUGGCAAUGCUGAUAUGGAUGAUAAUAUUGGAACACUGGAUGGUGGUAUAAAUUCUGUAAAUGUGAGUUCGAAAACUGAAAUUAAGUCAGAUAAUACUGAUGAUUUCUUGGUCAGAGAUGAGUUGGGUGAUCUGUGCUGCUGUGAUCAUGGGAUUAUUUUGGGCAAUGCCGGUGUGAGUAAUAGAGUGUCACAAAACGAACCUGGCUUGGCUGACACAGAUAGAAUUGUUGAUACUGAAAGUAUUACACAAGUCAAUCUAUCAGCUGAUAACUUUUGUGCCAAACGUCAAAUGCAUUCAGGAGAUCUAAGUGGAUUAAAUGAAAUUGAGGGUAGAAACAAUGCGGAAGAAAAGGAGAUGACUUAUGAGGAUAGGGAAGGAGAUCAACUUAAAGAUCAAUUCAAAUCACCAGUUGAAGGCGGCAUAAUUCGUGAAAGAGAUGAGGCCUUGUUACAUGGAAGCCAAAACCAGAAUUUAUCCUUUGAUGAGGUUGAUAUUCUGGAAAAGCACACGGUGGCAGCAAAUGAUAUUGGAAGUUCUAUGGAUGCCCUGGUGGACGAAACACAGUCGGGGUCUCUUUCUGAUUUUGCUUUGGCAAAAAUGCAGCUUGGAAAUGAGAACAAAUCUCCAGGUCCUUCAAAUAUGGUGUUGCCGGUAGACAGUGAAGUUCAAGAGAAAGCAUCAAAUGAAGUUAUACAAUCUGUUCUCCAACCAGAUCCAGCAAAGUGUGGUGAUCUUGAAUUACAAGGCAAUGAAUUUGGAGUGCCAGAAAGAGUCUCAGGCGUGAAGGUUGUUGAAAGUCUCAAUGUUGGCAUUAAUCGUACGAGGACCUCCCAAGAGACUGAGGAAGUAAUUGAUCUUCUUAAUCUUAAUGAUAGGGAUGUCAUUUCUGGUGACUCAAAGGAAUCCCCCGGUUUUGAAAACUUGCAUCCCAUCUCUAUGGUUAAACCUGAAACGGGUGUCGAUUGCUCUGCUGAUUCUCCAGCUACCGAUUCUAGUCAUGGUCAAUGCUUAUUGCAUCAAGGUGAAGAAGCAACUGCAGAAACUAAAGCCUUGGAGUUAAAUGCUGCCUCGCCUUUAUUUAGCAGUUAUGGGAUAAAAAAACUUUUCAGCGACGACAAAAUAGAUGGAUUUUCAAAAUCAUAUCCAGACAUGUCGAAAGUCGAUUCAGUGAUUGAAGAUAGUGAGGAUGUGAAGAAAGGGAAAGAAAGUGCUGUUGGUAUUGCACAAGUUGCUGCAGGGCAACUUACUGACCAUGAGCAUAAAUCUGAGGAAGUUAUGGAGCUAAAAUCUACUCUGGAAAUGGGUAUUCAUUACCCUGUUGGUUCUCCUGUUACCAACUUUUCUAGUUGUGGGGACAUCGAAAGAGAUGAAUUUCAGAAAUUAGAUGCAGGUCUGAGUAAAGCCAGUCUGAUGAAUGAAGUUGGUGAGCAUGUGAAGGAAGGUAUAGAAAAUGACCUGGGAAUUGCUCAAGUUGUUGCCAAGCAACACAGUGAUCAUGGGCAGAGAAUGGCAGAUGAACUUCUGAAAUCCACUCAUCCUCCUGUUUCAGAUGGGAACACCUGUGUAAAUGAAGGACCAAAGGAGAAAGGAAUCAGGCCUAUCAACCAAGUGUUUGUUGAUCAUGAGGAUAUUGAUGAGGCUGGUGAUAUUGAAUAUUCUAAUGUCUGGGCACGUACAGGGAAAUCGGUAGAUGAUUCUGAGAUGAGUGGCAGCAAUCCUGGUGCUUUUGAUGCGCCAAUUGAUGUGCCAGCAGCAAACAGUGAUCCGAAUUACUUAAUGCAAGCUCGAAGUAAUGUGAACCCUGAUAUUGAUGAUACUAAAUUUUCAGUUGAGAGUGAGAUUGUGUCAGAACAGAAUGUAACUGCAGAUCAAUGUCCCAUAUCUGCAGAUUCAAUUUUGAGAAAAGACAAUUUGGAAUCACCUUGGGUAAGGAGUUGGGAGGCAGAUUCGGACAAAAGUAUCAGUAUUUCUUUUGCGCCAAGGGAGAACAAGACAGAUAGUCUGGUCCCUAGUCCUCCAAAGAGUUUUGUCAAUACUGUUGAUAUGAAGGAAAAUUUCAGAAACACAAAGAGCGACAAAGUUUCCAACCCAGCAGUGAAAACUUUGCAACCUAGGCCGGCAUUGAAGGAUCUCCAAAAGAAGUAG
Prunus armeniaca (apricot) is the source of this 6888-nucleotide messenger RNA. Lineage: Eukaryota; Viridiplantae; Streptophyta; Magnoliopsida; Rosales; Rosaceae. The record is from the annotation of a GenBank genome assembly.